This is a messenger RNA of Herpailurus yagouaroundi (jaguarundi), 1282 nucleotides long. Its product is annotated as protein SSX1-like. Gene Ontology annotation, cellular component: nucleus. The record is from RefSeq and is a predicted model, not a curated record. The transcript is spliced from 8 exons. Gene Ontology annotation, biological process: regulation of DNA-templated transcription. Bases 129 to 728 code for a protein of 199 amino acids. Lineage: Eukaryota; Metazoa; Chordata; Mammalia; Carnivora; Felidae.
GGGAUAUCAUCCGUUGGAGCGGCUUUUCGCCUCUGCUUCGCCUCUGAGGGAAGCGUUCUUUUCGGACAGUUGCAGACCGGUCAAAGGUGGGCAGGUCCUUUGGAUACAUGACUGGAGAGAUUUAGGUUAUGUCCCUUCAAGAUCAAACCAUCUCCAGCACUAUGGACAAAGGCAACUCCUUUGCAAAGAGGCCCAAAGAGGUUACCCAGAAAUCAGAGGAGAAAUGCAAGGAAUUCGAAGCUAUUUCCAAGUUCUUCUCUAAGGAAGAGUGGGCAAAACUUGGAUACUCAGAUAAAAUCACCUAUGUGUACAUGAAGAGAAACUAUGACAUCAUGAAUGGUCUAGGUUUCAAGACCACCCUCCCAGCCUUCAUGUGUCCUAAAAAAUGUGCCACAAAGUCCAGUGGGCAUGAUUCUGAUGAAGACCAGGACUCCGGGAAUGAGAAUGAACCUCUUCAGGAGGAUUCUGAUGUGCAACAGAGAAAACACCUGAAGGUGAUGCACAAGAAACCAAAGGAAAAAGAUGAUUCAGACCCAGUGCCAGUAACACUUGUCUCUAAGCAGGUUCAGGAACAGCAGCACUGCCCAGGAAAAGCGAGUGCCCCUGGUAAAAAGAGUAAGAAGAAACCAGGAUCCAAGAAAGGGAAGAAUAUUUGGGCCAAUAGACUGCGCCAAAGAAAGAACCUGAUAGCAUAUGAAGAAAUCAGUGAUCCCGAGGAAGAUGACUAAUCCUGGAUGUACAAGUGCCCAUGAUAAGAAGCAGAACCUGGUGGCCUUUCAUGAACAUGGGCAUGGCUGUGAAUUCCUAGCCAUCAGGUGUAUAGCAAGCAAAAGAAAGAGUUCACAAUAGUGAAAAGUUAAGCAUGAUUUUUGUUACUGUGUGCCAAAUGUUCUGUUAGAUAUAAGAGUUUUGUUGAUGAGUAAAACAUAUACCUAAUACAUAUUUCUUUCUGUGUAUCCAUGCACUUAUCUUAGAAAAUAAGUAUUGUAUUGUCAGGUAAUUCUCUGCAUAGAAGAGCACUACCCUCCUCCCCAGAUGUGCAGAUGUGACUGCUGAGGGCAGUUUUGGGUGUUUGAUUUCACAUGUUUUCCUCUGCAUUUACACACACACACAUACGGUACUACUAUAAGCAUUUCCCACGUGCUUUUUCCCCACUACCAGCGUGUCCUGGACAAGUACCAUUCAUUUUGUUCCUGUUCAGCAGGUGCUCCAUGUUGUAAAUCCACAUUAUUAAUCUAUGUUGUAUUAGUCAUUGACAGUUAAUAAACAUGUACAAGCUUUU